AUGCCCACCCAAAACGACAUCGCCAAACACUUCCGCACCCUCCACCAACCCGGCAAUCCCCUAAUCCUAACAAAUGUCUACGAUGCCGCAACAGCCUCCAUAAUCGCCUCAUUACCAACAGCACCCGCAAUCGCAACAGCGUCCUACGCGAUCGCCGCAACGAUCGGCGUCGACGAUAACGCCCUAACAAAAACCCAAAACCUGACCGCGAUAGCCGCAAUCGCCGCCUCCGUCCGCGCCACAAACCCUACCAGACCACUGACCGUCGAUGUGCAAGAUGGACACGGGGAUGUCUCUGAGCUGGCAGAUACUAUUAACCAAGUCAUCGCGCUAGGCGCUGUGGGAUGUAAUCUCGAGGAUAUGGACGCGACUGGCGUGCUGCGGUCGGUGGAUGAGGCUGUGGAGCGAGUUGGCGUUGCUGUUCAGACGGCGAAGGCGGCCGGGGUUCCGGACUUCGUGGUCAAUGCUAGAACUGAUGUGUUGCUAACGGAGAAUGGGACGAUCGAGGAGGCUAUUGAGCGUGGGAAAGCGUUUUUGAAAGCUGGUGCUACUACGGUUUUUGUUUGGGGUGGGCCUAGUGGGAGGGGUGUUUCGAGUACGGAGAUUACGAGGUUGGUUGAUGCUCUAGGGGGGAUGGUUAAUGUGAAGAUGAAUUUGAGAGAGGGAUUUCUGGGGGUGAAGGAUAUUCGGGCGUUGGGCGUUGCAAGGAUUAGUGUUGGGCCGGAGUUGUGGCGAGCUGCUAUGAAGGCGUUUACUGAGCGGGCUGAGCAAGUGUUGGCUAUGUGA
Messenger RNA from Penicillium verrucosum, 786 nucleotides. RefSeq names its product isocitrate lyase/PEP mutase family protein. The transcript has a single exon. The record is from RefSeq and is a predicted model, not a curated record. Gene Ontology annotation, molecular function: catalytic activity. The coding region runs from base 1 to 786 and encodes 261 amino acids. Lineage: Eukaryota; Fungi; Ascomycota; Eurotiomycetes; Eurotiales; Aspergillaceae.